UCCGGAAAAUAGCCCGAAGUUCCUUAUCCCUUGCCGCACAUACUAAGAGUCUCGCCAUGUCACCUGGGAAGCCAGCGAAAGCCAUCAAAAUCAAAGUCCCGCGCCAUGGUGCCCAAAGGAUAGGCGCAAAAUUUUCUGCACACGUUGAAAUGCUAGCGAGGAAAGAGAAAAUUCGUGUAGUCACUCACCAGCCUAACUAUGACUCAAAUAAUAUCAUAGCUCAGGCUAUCGAGUCUGCAUCCGAGUGGAAUUCACUGCUUAUUACAGCCCGUGCUCAACGUGGACCACAGUGGGAUGUUGGAACUCAACAAUUUCAUGUAGACCAAGGGUCUGACCUAUACUACGACUCGUCUCCACUGUUGGAGUAUCAGAAACAGCAACGCGAGGAAGAAAAUGCCGCCCGAACCUCAAUGCAGCCUCCCGAUUUUCGUGCACACGAUCCUUCUCGUAUUACUCGAAAUCACUCGACCUCUUCAAAUCAUGCCUACCCAUAUGCAUCUCCGGGCAUGUCUCAAAUAAAUCCACGUCAUCCAAAUCUUGGGGGUUACUCGAAUGUCUCAUUCAAUGGCAUUCCACCCAGUCACUUCUACGGUCCUGGAGCGGAUGGGGCUUCUCCUGCGAGGAUGGGUAUGAGAGACAGCAUGGGUACCAGCAUGUCUCCAGAUGUGAGGAGAAGGUCAGCAAGAGGCAUGCCAGAUGAUGGAUUCAUUCAACUGCAUGGACCGUAAUCGCACACGACCAUUGAUUCCCGCGUAUGUUAUUCAGUUCUUUGUA
Suillus bovinus is the source of this 774-nucleotide messenger RNA. RefSeq lists its product as uncharacterized. The transcript has 3 exons. NCBI's taxonomy places the organism in Eukaryota, Fungi, Basidiomycota, Agaricomycetes, Boletales, Suillaceae. The record is from RefSeq and is a predicted model, not a curated record. The coding region runs from base 57 to 728 and encodes 223 amino acids.